Molecule: messenger RNA, 1704 nt
Organism: Bolinopsis microptera
Lineage: Eukaryota; Metazoa; Ctenophora; Tentaculata; Lobata; Bolinopsidae
Product: WD repeat domain phosphoinositide-interacting protein 2-like
Exons: 5
Coding region: 15-1196 (393 amino acids)
Biological process (GO): nucleophagy; autophagy of mitochondrion; protein lipidation
Cellular component (GO): phagophore assembly site membrane; cytosol; extrinsic component of membrane
Molecular function (GO): phosphatidylinositol-3,5-bisphosphate binding; phosphatidylinositol-3-phosphate binding; protein binding
Source: RefSeq, a predicted model, not a curated record
AAAUAAUUUGAGCUAUGAACCUGGCCUUGCUGCAAGGCGCGGGUGAUGUGGUAGCUACUGGACUCUACUUUGUUACUUUCAACCAAGAUGCUACAUCCCUUGCUGUGGGAACCACUACUGGAUACAAACUAUUCACUCUUAACGGCCAUGACAGAUUUGAUCAGACCUACGAAUUUACAGGUGAGGACGUGUGUAUAGUAGAACGGCUCUUUUCCUCCUCUCUCAUCGCAAUGGUAUCCCUCUCAGCUCCUCGUAAACUAAAAGUCUGCCACUUUAAGAAGGGGACGGAAAUUUGCAACUACUGUUACCCUAACACCAUCCUGGCGGUUAAACUAAACCGAGCCCGAUUGCUCGUUGUCCUGGAGGAAAUACUCUACAUUCAUAACAUCAAAGAUAUGAAGGUUCUCCACACAAUAAGAGACACGCCAGCCAACCCUAAAGGCAUCAUAGCACUCAGUAUAAACUCUGACAACUCUUACUUAGCGUACCCCGGAUCUGGGCAGAUCGGGGAAGUGCAAGUGUUUGAUACCCUCAAUCUGGACGCUGUGACCAUGAUACCAGCGCAUGAUGCGCCUCUUGCGGCGCUGUCCUUCAACUCGUCAGGUUCCUUGUUAGCAACAGCUUCAGAGAAAGGGACUGUUAUCAGGAUAUUCAGUAUACCCAGUGGGAACAAGUUGUACGAGCUGAGACGGGGUAUCAAGCGGUGUGCAGCUAUUUACUCAUUAUCAUUCAGUCCUGACGACAAGUAUUUGUCAGCAUCCAGCAAUACAGAAACAAUUCAUAUCUUCAAGCUGGACAACACAGGUGCUCCAGAGAGCACUGCCGCCCCCGCACCAGAGUCUCAGACGUGGGGUCAGUACCUGGGCAAGGCACUCGUCAGCACUGCUUCGUACCUACCUUCGCAAAUGACGGACGUCUUCACGCAGGGACGGGCGUUUGCGCACGUUAAACUCCCUUCGCCCGGUUUGCGCAGCGUGUGCGCCCUCACGACCACCGGCAAACUUCUUGUUGCAAGUUCAGACUCGUACUUGUACGUGUACGUGAUAGAGCCGGAUGAAGGAGGCGAGUGUAUUCUCUCAAAACAGCACUGCAUGCUAGCUACUUCUGAUGGAAGUUGUGAUGAUGUCGGGGGAGAGCUGUCUGAGACUGUUGCUGCAGAGGAUCCUGGUCCGCCCUCUUUCCAAACUAAUUAUUGAGAGAGCUCCUGACUAAACCUCUGUCUAUUCGUGGAAGUUUUACAGAGAAUAUAUUGUGUGAUUUUACCGAAGAAGCUGUAUUAAAUGAUACAUUAAUACAGUCAAAAAAGAUAACGUUUUAAUCGUAGAAUUUAUUGAUACAUGUCGUUGUUAUAGAGUAAUUAUUUUAUUCUGAGGACGAACUGUGAUGUAGCAGCAUGGCCUAAAUUCUGAAUGUGACUUACCUGUGUAUUGAAGUAGUAGCCUAAAUUAUUCGCUUGAUGACAGAAUCAACAAUUCUUGUUUAUUUUGCUGAUUGUGGGUCGAGUCAUCCUUAAUUAUUUAAAACUGGAAGUCGAUUGCAAUGAGACUGUAUAUCCUCGGCUUGACUAGUUCGGCGUCCAACUGAUAACGAAUGGGUAUUUGAAUAAUGUUAACUUUAUGAAUUAAGAGUAAAAUUAUAAUGAUUUCUUUUUGUUAUUUCACUGCAUCUAUAUCGAUCUUACGAUUGUGAGGUAGUUCUGUUAAA